This is a messenger RNA of Cynocephalus volans (Philippine flying lemur), 1273 nucleotides long. RefSeq names its product EGF like domain multiple 8 (gene EGFL8). The transcript has 8 exons. NCBI's taxonomy places the organism in Eukaryota, Metazoa, Chordata, Mammalia, Dermoptera, Cynocephalidae. The coding region runs from base 72 to 956 and encodes 294 amino acids. Gene Ontology annotation, cellular component: cell surface; extracellular region. Gene Ontology annotation, molecular function: signaling receptor binding; calcium ion binding. Gene Ontology annotation, biological process: anatomical structure development. The record is from RefSeq and is a predicted model, not a curated record.
AAGAGAUGGGAAGGGCAUCCAUUUAACCUCUUCUUGCCUGCAGCCCACGGAGCCUGGAGUCAAAAAGAAUCAUGGGGUCCGGGGCUGAGCUGUGCACUCUCUUAGGCAGACUGUUGUUCCUCCUGCUACUGAUGUCAGGCGAGGGGGCCAAGGAUGAAUCCCUCAAAGAGAGUCAGGGGGUCUGCUCUAAGCAGACACUGGUGGUCCCGCUCCGCUACAACGAGUCCUACAGCCAACCGGUGUACAAGCCCUACCUGACCCUGUGCGCUGGAAGGCGCAUUUGCAGCACCUACAGGACCACGUACCGCGUGGCGUGGCGAGAAGUGAGGCGGGAGGUGCAGCAGACUCACGCCGUGUGCUGCCAGGGCUGGAAGAAGCGGCACCCGGGAGCGCUCACCUGCGAAGAAGCCAUCUGCGCCAAGCCUUGCCUGAACGGAGGCGUCUGCGUUCGGCCGGGCCAGUGCGAGUGCGCCCCGGGCUGGGGAGGGAAGCACUGUCACGUGGACGUGGAUGAAUGCAGGACCGGCGUCACUCUAUGCUCACACCAUUGUCUCAACACGGCGGGGAGCUUCACAUGCGGCUGCCCCGACGGCCUGGUGCUGGGCCCAGAUGGGCACACCUGUGUGGAGGGGUCCCCGGAACGCCCAACUAGUGCCAGCAUCCUCAGUGUGGCCGUUCGGGAGGCGGAACAAGAUGAGCGCGCCCUGAGGCGGGAGAUUCGGGAGUUGCGAGGGCGCCUGGAGCGGCUGGAACAGUGGGCUGGUCAGGCCGGGGCCUGGGUCCGAGCUGUGCUUCCCAUGCCACCCGAAGAGCUGCAGCCAGAACAGGUGGCCGAACUGUGGGGCCGGGGCGACCGGAUCGACUCUCUCAGCGACCAGGUGCUGCUGCUGGAGGAGAGGCUGGGUGCCUGUUCCUGUGAGGACAACAGCCUGGGCCCUGGUCUCAAUCAUCGAUGAGGAGCAAACGCAGAGCCCCUGCCCCCUAAUUUAUACAGAAACUGGACCCACUAAUCCUCUGGGAUUGGCUGACUGGAAGUUGCAGAUAAGGCUAUCAGCCACCAGGGAGCAAUGAGCAAUGGACACUUCAGAGAGCUGAAGAAAGGAGGAAAGCGGCUUGGCCCACCCCUGAGUCAUCUGGCUGGGGGUAGGUUGCCUGGGCUAGGAUUCCUUCUUCAACUCCUUAAAAAAUGCAACCAGCAAGCACCCAGAUCUCUCUCUCUCUCUCUCUUUAUUCUCGGUUUCUUGCUGUUAUCCAGAUAAUUAAUAAAAACCAA